Messenger RNA from Lobosporangium transversale, 1230 nucleotides. RefSeq names its product kinase-like domain-containing protein. The record is from RefSeq and is a predicted model, not a curated record. Gene Ontology annotation, biological process: intracellular signal transduction; protein phosphorylation; negative regulation of glycogen biosynthetic process. Gene Ontology annotation, cellular component: cytosol; cytoplasm; nucleus. NCBI's taxonomy places the organism in Eukaryota, Fungi, Mortierellomycota, Mortierellomycetes, Mortierellales, Mortierellaceae. Gene Ontology annotation, molecular function: protein serine/threonine kinase activity; ATP binding. Bases 1 to 1230 code for a protein of 409 amino acids. The transcript has 2 exons.
AUGAACGUAAUUCUCGAUACCACCUUUGACCCUACAGCACAAGGCCCUAUCACACCGCCAACAACGCCCGUGAUGCACCAACAGAGCCACCAGCUAGAAAUGAGUGAUGAUAGUAAGCUGACAGUCUCAGCUCGCCAUCUACAACGUCAUCCCCUGGUUCCUGAAUUUGCCGCAGCAUAUACUCUGGGUGAUGAACUAGGCUCUGGUGGAUUUGGAUUUGUAGUUUCAGCGACUCGCAAUUCGGACAAGAAAGAAGUUGCCGUCAAGUUUAUUUUCCUUGACAAGGUUCCCGCCCAUGGUUGGGCCAAGGAUCCGGAAUUAGGUGUGGUCCCCAUGGAGAUCUAUGCACUAAGGAAUGUGAGCCAUCCCAAUAUCAUCGGUUACUUGGGAUCCUAUCAGGAUUCAAAGUACUUUUACUUGGUCAUGGAGUUGCAUGGCACCCCUUGGUCAGCCAGCAAUCCUCUUCUCAACAAAAACAAUGAUAACAAUGGCUCAAGUAUGAUGGAGGCAAUAGCCAAGGCUACCAUGAACCAACGCAAUGCUGCUGCCGCCGCUGCAGCAGCAGCAGAGAAUGGUAGUGGAUCGGCUUCGACAACUAGCUCAGGACUGUCCUCCUUCCCAACAUCGACCUCCAGCAGCUCUUCGAGUCUGAAUCAGUUGGCAGAGAGUGAGGAACCACCCAAGGCUGCUUUGUUGGUUCGCAGGACAUCAUGCGAUCUGUUUGAGUGCAUUGAGCACCACUCCAAGUUCUCAGAAUCUCAGGCAAGGAUGAUCUUUAAGCAGAUUGUGGAUUGUGUCUAUUACUUGAACUCACGUGGCAUCUGCCACAGAGAUAUCAAGGACGAGAACAUCGUAAUCGACAAUGACUUUGUAGUCAAAUUGAUUGACUUUGGAUCUGCUGUCAUCAUCCCACCCCAAGGCAAGGUUUUUGAUCGGUUUUACGGCACCAUCAACUAUGCAUCACCUGAAAUCCUCAAGGGUGAAAAGUAUCGGGCCGAGUCGGCCGAAAUCUGGUCAAUGGGCAUUUUGCUAUACACGAUCCUUUAUGGCGAAGUUCCCUUCAAUGACCCGGUGCAGGCCAUUUCAGGGCCAUACAUCACUCCAAGAGUCCAGUCCUCGGAGGAGUGUUUACACCUGUUGAACUGGAUGUUGGCCAAGACACCCGAACGACGUGCCACGAUUACGGACGUUGUUAAUCAUCCAUGGAUUAAGAACUUCAGUAUGCUCUAG